Messenger RNA from Paramecium tetraurelia, 474 nucleotides. RefSeq lists its product as uncharacterized. The record is from RefSeq and is a predicted model, not a curated record. Lineage: Eukaryota; Ciliophora; Oligohymenophorea; Peniculida; Parameciidae. The transcript has 2 exons.
AUGAUUAUUAAUAAUUAUUUGCUGAUUAAUCAUGACUUAGAUGUGAUUACUAGUCAACGACCUCCGACAGUCGUAAUUGAAGAUCAAUUUAAAUGCCUUAAUAAUACCAAUUUUUCAAGAACUUUUAGAAAAACACAAUUACUUCGCAAAUUAGACACAAAAUAAAACAAUACUAACAUGAUGUCAUCGACAAAACUAAAACCAAUUACAACAUCCCAAAGCCUAAUUUGCCUGAGUCUCAAGACACCAAUCUAUGAAGCAAAGGAGAAAAAAUUGGAACUAGCUAAUUUAAAAAUGGGGAAGAGAAUGAAGAGAUAAACUGCAUGCUAAACAGAUUGUUUUGAUAAUAAUAUAUAUUUCAGAAAAACACUCUCCUCUAAUUUCUAAUAACCAGGAAAAGCAUUUUUCUAUGCAACAUUGUAAAAAUCUAAAAUUGACUUUUACAAGGUAGAUGGUUAAACAAAAUAAAAAUGA